AUGAAGAGUGCAUUCAAUGGAACACCCCGGAGACCCUGCCCUAUUCCAGUUACCCUCGACAUCGAGAUGAAGGAACUGACUCUAACUGAUCCUACUUCUCCUCCACCUCCAACCACACCUCCACCUCGUCUUUCUAGACCCCACCUUCAACCCAACGGAUCCGAACCUAAAACCCCUACCACUCCUACCAUACCACCUAAACUCUCUGGUCCCCAUCGACCUAAACCAUCAUCCCCCUCAGACCAGGUCUUUACCUCACCGACCUCCCCCUCUCUCCUGGCCUUCUCUUCUCUAUCACUGCAGUCACCUACUCGACCCAGAAGAUCAGAGCGGAUUAGACGGAGAACACGGGGGAUUUCUUCAGAGCAGGAGGAGGAGCUGAAUCAAUACUUCCUGAGGAGCAAACACUUUGGAUCUGGGUCCCGGAGACAGGUUGCCAAGAUGGUUGGGAUCAAGGAGUCUACUGUGUUCCAGUGGUUCAUCACCAAGAAGAAAGCUUGA
Molecule: messenger RNA, 501 nt
Organism: Bolinopsis microptera
Lineage: Eukaryota; Metazoa; Ctenophora; Tentaculata; Lobata; Bolinopsidae
Exons: 1
Coding region: 1-501 (166 amino acids)
Molecular function (GO): DNA binding
Source: RefSeq, a predicted model, not a curated record